GUACAAUCGGAACAAGUUAUCGAGGAAACUGUUCAUAAGAGAGCUUCUGUUCGGGAUACCAUCAAGGCUCUACUGUUGUAGAAACAUAGAUAUAUCCUACUUGUCUUGGAAUUCCACGCCGCAGGCUACAAUUGUUAUUCUUUUACCGCCAGCGCUGAUUAUUGAUUGAGGAUAGCCAAAAGGGGAACGAAGCGACCACCACAAUGGCAGAACAACCACUUGAGAGAACGCAAUAUGCGUCGUCUAUCCUGGUGGCCCAUAAGCCAAUAGAUGCCACCGAGAUAGUCAGGGUCAGAUUGAGCCAGGCUAAGCUUCUCAAUGACGAGUUCUCCAACUUCUUCAAGAAGUACUACCAGAUUAAGUCCGAUUACUUGGACGAACUGACCGCCCUCGUGAAGAGCUCACAGGAUCUGAACAAGAACAUCGAACGUGGGAUUCUUGAGAAUAAUGUGCUCUCACAGGAGGAGUUGCAGUACUACAACGUCGACGCCAUUGGCCAUCUCUCUGAGAUCUGGAACAAGAUCAUUGCAGAGAUAAGAGAUGAAAUCUCCGCCAACAACACCCUAAGAAGGGUUGUUGAGGGUGAGGUGAUCCAUCCACUGACGUCUUAUACAACCAAGAAUCCUCAGUGGAGUGAGAUGAGAGAGAUGCACGCAAAGUUGAAAGAAGUGGCUCAAAACAUCGAGUUCUCACAGGAGAAAGAAAAGCUCGACAAGUACGAAGAUCAACUACAAAAAUCUAGUGAUGCCUGGGAUGUCCGUGCGCCUUAUGUCUUUGAAGUGUUUGAGAACACUGACCUGAGCAGACUGAACUUUCUAAGAGACAGCUUGUUGAGAUUUAUCACUGCUUACACUGACUCUUUGAACAAGAUUUCUUCAAGCAAUGAGAAGACCCUUGAAACAAUCUUGAACUUCAACCCGGAGGUUGAGAUUGAGAGAUUUGCCAAAGUUUCAAGUGAAAGCACCUAUAUUCCAAAAUCUGCAAGAGAAGCUGCUGAGUCCCCAAGACCUCCUCAAUCUUCUUCUUUCAACGGAAAUGCUGGCACUGCCACCCCUACUCGUUCUAGUACCAACAAGAACCACAUGUCUUCAAUUGCAGGCUCCGCACUCGGUGCAGCCUCUAUUAUGACAGGCUCAAGUUCUGGUAAGGAUGAGAAGGAGAAAGGCAGACGUAGAACAAAGUUGAAAUCUAAAGUUGGCUCAAUCUUUGGUAAAAAGAACAAGAAGAAUUCAAAGAUAACACCGCUUGAUGAUGACAUUCCAGAGUCAGAAACAUCAUCUCUGAAUAACUCAUUCAGAGGUCCAGUGGGAAGAGAAAGUAGAGCUUCUUCCUUCAUGGCUGUUCCAUCCAAGUCCUCGGCACCAUCACAUUUGAACCACUCUUCUUCAAACCUGAAUAUGCAACAACAGAAGCAAACGGCUCAAUAUGCAAGAGAGACGUCGCCACAGGGUCAACAGACAUCACAACCACAGCAACAGCCUCAACAGCAGCCGUUGCAGCCAUCCUCUUAUAAACAAGAGCCAUUGCAGCCUACACAUGGUUACCAGCAGGCCAAGCCAGUCCAGAAUGUUGCGAAGGACGUGACCACUCCAUUCUCCAUCAACCAAGAGCCAUUGAAGCCGGCUACUGUUGGCCAACCUUCUUCAGCUUCUUUCUCAGAUGUUUCUUCUCAUAUCAACGACACACCUGUGGAUUCUCAAUCCCCACAAUCUUUCGACAACCAGGAGCAGCACAGAGCUCCUCCUCCACCUCCAUCGAGAAAGACUGGCGGAUUUGGUUCUCAAAACUUGUCAAAUAUUCGUGAGGAUGCUCCUUACAGCUUUGACAAUACGGCACACCCACCAAAUGGUAACUCCAUCUCUCACCAGGUGCCACAUGGUUCUUUACCAGAGCCACCAGUGGCCAGACGUGAUAUUCAAUCUGGGUUGUUUACGAACUUGAACGCUGCUGAUUAUGAAGCGAACCAAAACAAGCGUCUUUCAAGCUACAACAGCUUUGCAUCAAUUCCUCAACUGCGCCCACAGAAUACUGGUUCUUCUUUGUCAACCACAGGAUUGUUCCAACACCCUGACAUGGUCUCUCCAGGAUUGAACGCAUCCAUUGUUGAAGUUGUCAAUGCAAAGUUCAAAGAUGGUGAACAAGUGUCUUCUCAAGUCUUGGGUGAAGUUGCGUUCAAUUAUCAAGACGACGGUGCUGCUAUGCCUUCAAAAACCAAUGUCAAGAUUUCCGGUGCUGAAUUAUUUGGUAAGAUCAUUACAAACCAACAGUUCCUGAAACAGAUUGAUUCUAAUGAGUUUGAAAUCAGUCCAAGUGCUAUCCGUGAGCGUACCGUUGGUGGCUUGAAGUAUUCUUUGAAAGACACUGCUGCACCACUGGUUGUUCUCCCAGUGUGGAGAUUUGAACCACAUCAAGCAAGUGUGAUGUUGACGAUCAAAUUAGCACCUCACGUUGCGUCACAACUCGGUGACGGUGAAUCUGUUGAGAUAUCUGAUUUGGUUGUUGCUGUCUCCAUCGAGGGCGUUGCCAAAUCAGCUCUUUCAAAACCUCAAGGUACUUUUAACAAGGACAAGUCCAGAGUCUCUUGGAGAUUCAAGGACCCAGUGAAGCUCACCGCUACAAGUGAUCAAAAGCUCGUUGCAAGAUUCAUGACUGAUCAGGAAGCAAAGGAGUCUGAUAGAGGCGUUGUUCUGAAGUUCACCAUUAAUGACACAGCCAGUGCACAAGCCACGCUGUCUAACUUGUCCAUCUCUGCUCAUCAGUAUGACGAGGAGGAUCCGUUUGCACAGGAGGAAUGGGCUCCUGUGCCAUGUUUCAAGACAGUCGUAGCCGGUAACUAUAGUGGUUUAGCUCAAUGAUGGGCCCUGAUUUGUUG
Williopsis jadinii is the source of this 2872-nucleotide messenger RNA. It is a transcript of the gene SYP1, whose product is annotated as Syp1p. NCBI's taxonomy places the organism in Eukaryota, Fungi, Ascomycota, Saccharomycetes, Phaffomycetales, Wickerhamomycetaceae. The transcript is spliced from 2 exons. The record is from RefSeq and is a predicted model, not a curated record. The coding region runs from base 204 to 2855 and encodes 883 amino acids.